AGUGCUUUUACUGUGUACUACUAAGCAGUCAACUAAACUGUGGCCCUCCACCCACCGGCGGCAAUGAGGCCUAAACUCCGCUUCGGCUUGCCCGCCUUUCUUUGAUAACCAAUUCCUUUUCCAAUCUUCCCCCUCUCCUCCCUUGCACUUCCCAUUCCCCCUCUCUCCCCUCUUUGGGGCUCCACCUGCGAUCUUCUUCUUUCAAAACCAUAUCCAACAUGGAUGACGACUCUGCUGUUCAAUUUGUAUCUUCCCGCGCAAGGAAGCGACCACAUCAUGAGAUUGCAAGAGCAUCUCGAUCACAAUUACCUGGCGGCGAAUCCUCAUCCUCCCGAACGCUUCCUCAGCCCUCGCCACCCCACCGGCGGUAUCCCGGAGAUGGUCUUGACUUUCGUCGGCCUACAACAUCGACACCACCUAGUAUAGACGAGGUUAUCGACUUGACCCUGGACUCAGACCCCCCAGAGCCUGAUGCACCUCGCCAUAUUCCGAUCGCUCGUCAAGAUCAAUUUACACAAACCUCACAAGCUAGAGCGCCGGAGGUGGUGGAUUUGGAGGAAGAAUAUGAGGACUUGGCUCAGGAUGACCCACCGAGUAGCCCGGAGGUACAAUUCAUCGGUGCCACUGCUCGACCUCCACGACCUCCGCCGCCCCCGACUUAUCUCGAUUUGCAAACAGACUGGUCAGGAGUGUUAAGCAUACUCGCCAGGCCGCCCGGGUUGUUUCCCCGUGCAGUUCAAGCACUGCACCCAUGGGAUGCGGAUGUAUCGACUAUCGGAGAUCCGCUGGGCUACAUUGAUCUAACACAUCAUACUGGCGUGCGGCGGGCCCCUCAAAGACCACCGCCGAACGCAUACAAGCCGCCUAGCCCACCCCCGGCUGGGUUCACUCGGACCCUCGAAGAGGAUGACGUAGUGGUAUGUCCUAACUGUGACGGGGAGUUGGGGGUGGGCGACGAGAUCAGGCAGCAGAUAUGGGUAGCGAAGCACUGUGGACAUGUAUACUGUGGCCAUUGUGCUCACCACCGCUCCAAAACCAAGUCGAAGAAGUCCUCUACCUCGAAGCCGUUCUCUACAUGUCAGGUGUCGGGAUGUGGCAAACCUGUCAGCGCACCGAAAGCGAUGCUUCAAAUCUACCUAUGAUUCAUAGGCCAUCUUGAUUUUGGAAUACGGAGUCAUGGGAACAUGGUUGCAUGACGCUGGCGUUAACGGCGGGGCUUUACAUUCGCAUAUGGUUGCGACAUAUUAGGAUACCCCAUUUUCUGGCUUUGUUCAUUCUUAUCUUCCCUUCAUCGUCUUGGUCGGAGAAUCACGGCAUCUCUUUUAAUAUGGGUCUUUGCAUCUUGCUCUGGGUACCUCCUGCAUUGGCCUUG
Aspergillus saccharolyticus JOP 1030-1 is the source of this 1372-nucleotide messenger RNA. RefSeq names its product putative RING finger domain protein. The record is from RefSeq and is a predicted model, not a curated record. The transcript is spliced from 3 exons. Gene Ontology annotation, cellular component: SUMO-targeted ubiquitin ligase complex. Lineage: Eukaryota; Fungi; Ascomycota; Eurotiomycetes; Eurotiales; Aspergillaceae. Bases 219 to 1142 code for a protein of 307 amino acids. Gene Ontology annotation, molecular function: ubiquitin-protein transferase activity.